Xenia sp. Carnegie-2017 is the source of this 1228-nucleotide messenger RNA. RefSeq names its product ribosome biogenesis regulatory protein homolog. Bases 120 to 1133 code for a protein of 337 amino acids. The record is from RefSeq and is a predicted model, not a curated record. Gene Ontology annotation, cellular component: nucleus; nucleolus; preribosome, large subunit precursor. Gene Ontology annotation, molecular function: protein binding. The transcript is spliced from 13 exons. NCBI's taxonomy places the organism in Eukaryota, Metazoa, Cnidaria, Anthozoa, Malacalcyonacea, Xeniidae. Gene Ontology annotation, biological process: ribosomal large subunit biogenesis; ribosome biogenesis; ribosomal large subunit export from nucleus.
UUUAAGCACGAAAUUACGAACAAUUGGUAUAUCAGAUAAACUUUUUACAAGUCGAAUGCGAUGACUCCAUUCUCGAACCAGUCUUUUAUUUCCACUCACGGUCACGCGGUCACUUCAUCAUGGCGACUGACAAUGAAACACCAAUUGUGAAUAUAGAGGACAUAAUCUCGGCCGCAGAAACAAAAGAUGAACAGAAAUUUAAAUCAACAGAAGUAAAUAAAUUGAUCGAACCCCAAUUUGAUGUUAGAAACCUUUUAUUAACCGACAUAAAUAUUGUGGAAAAAAGUAGCUCCAAAAAGAAGAAAGAUGAAAUUCUACGUGACAUUGCUCGUGACAACACGCAAUUUCUUUUGAAUUGCAUCUGGAAGCUGCCAGUUGAAAAGUGUGAAAAUGUUGUUUUGGUACAGCUUCCAGAAGCAACAACUGUUCUUCCACGAGAAAAGCAGAUUCCCAAACUAAAACCACUGACAAAAUGGCAAGAAUUUGCAAAAAAAAAGGGAAUUCGAAAACAGAAACGCGGAAGGAUGCUUUGGGAUGAGACCACCAAAUCAUGGCAGCCACGCUGGGGAUUUAAACGUGCAAAAGAUGACACAAAAGAAUGGCUAAUAGAAGUGCCUGCCAAUGCAAACCCUUAUGAAGACCAGUUUUUAAAACGUGAAAAAGACAAAAAAGAACGAGUGGCGAAGAACAAAUAUCAAUGUCUGAAAAACAUGAGUCGUUCUCAGGAAUUUAACAAAUCAAUUUCAGGUUUAACGCCUUCAGAGAAACCGUCGCGAAGCCAGAUAAAAGCUUCUAUCAACGCUGCUCGGCUUUCUACAGCAUCAUUGGGAAAGUUUACUCCGUCCUUGAAAAACGAGAAGUCACCAAAGACAAGUGGAACGAAGAGAAAGUUCGAAACGAUUGUCGGCGACCUUAAAGCAGAAAGGGAAAGAAAUUUGGAUUUGUUGGGUAAAAUCGGGCAGAAACCAAUUCUGGACGUGAAAAAAGCAACUAAUCAAUUAUUGAAUGCUCAACAAAAGAAGUCUUCAGAGGAAAAGAAAUCUCAAGGUGAAAAGAGAGUAAAAGGCAGGAAGACGAAUAAGAUGAAAAAAUCUGCUAAUGUAAAUGGAAGAAAGCGUAAAAAACAGAAGUAGAAUGUGACGAAAAAUUGAAACGUUUUUAUUCAGUUUAUAAUGAUAAAUAAAACAGUUUCAAUGUCGAAUGUCGAAUUAAAGUUGGUGAACCUCUA